This is a messenger RNA of Salvia hispanica, 1779 nucleotides long. It is a transcript of the gene SRD2, whose product is annotated as snRNA activating complex family protein. Gene Ontology annotation, biological process: snRNA transcription by RNA polymerase III; snRNA transcription by RNA polymerase II. NCBI's taxonomy places the organism in Eukaryota, Viridiplantae, Streptophyta, Magnoliopsida, Lamiales, Lamiaceae. Gene Ontology annotation, molecular function: RNA polymerase III type 3 promoter sequence-specific DNA binding; RNA polymerase II cis-regulatory region sequence-specific DNA binding; core promoter sequence-specific DNA binding. The record is from RefSeq and is a predicted model, not a curated record. Gene Ontology annotation, cellular component: snRNA-activating protein complex.
UAUCAUCGCCUCCCUCCCGAAAUUAAAAAAUCUCUCGCCUGCGCCUCCCUCCGCCGCCCCCACCGCCGCAGCGCCGUCUCCCAGCGCUGGCACUCUCUUAUCCCAGCGAUUCAGAUCAGCGCUCUGCUCUCCCAGCGAACGACAGUCACUCCCUCUCCUCAUUUAUUCUCUUCAUUGAAACUAUUUCAUCUCCCCUAAUCACUAUUCUUCUAAUUCUCCUCCUUUCUCUUCCAUAAAGAAUUAUAUUUAAAAGCUUGAAGCUCCACAUCCUUGCGAAAAAUUGUGUUAUACUAGUGAUACCCAACGCCACCUAAGACAGCUUCUUGCGAGUGGCUAACCAAUAAUGCUGGGUCACGAUGAGGGUGGAGAUGACCUCUAUGUCUCAAUUCCGCUUGGUGGUCCAAUAUAUGUCACUGAUCUUGUUGGUCCUCUCACAAGAGUCCCGGACUUCGAAACUAGUGUCAAUGAAGAACUUGAGAGUUUGAAAGAAGAGGUAUAUGGAGACGUGGCACAGGUGUGCGAUGAAGAUACAUCGGUGGAUGAACUCAAAAUAAUUCAGGAGGAUGAGUUAGUCAGUAAAGCAUUUGAAGAAGCUUUCAAGGUCGAUGAACUGGCCGGAGGUGCUCCAAAUGAUAACUUUGCACUUGGCAUUGAGCAGAACUGUUUGCAAAAUACAGAAGAGAAUAAGAAGGCUAUUGUCUUAAGUGAAUCAAACAAAAACCCACCUGGGAAGAGGAAGAAGGGGAAGGGUGUUAGCAAAAAGAAUGACUAUUUUGAUGAGAGCUAUAUGGUAAAGGUGGAGCAGCUAGCUAGAAUUAAGUCAAAACAAGAAGAAGACAAAGCAUGUGUUAGAUUGCAUUCCUUCAAUAAUUCCAUGGUGCCUGGACAUGGAGUUAAUGCAAAAGCUGAAAAAAUAAAUCAUCUGAAAUCAGGCAGUGUGUCAAAAAAGCAGGUGAAAGCCUCGAGUAGUUACGGUGACGUUCCGGUCCAAUAUCCUGAGACUGUUCUCUCUUUUGAGGUUUACCAUAAUAGAAAGACAGGGUCGAAGACUCAAGAGUUCCUGGUUCUGGGCCGACAAUUUUUGACUGAAGUUAAAGACAAAAUAUAUUGUUUGACGGAUGAGAUAAUGAGGAGGGCUGGGAAGUAUGAUCCUUCUGGAUACUUUCUAAUUGAAGAUGUUUUUUGUAAUGACAUGAGAGAGGCCUCGAAUGUGGACUAUAGCAAAACUAUUCUUGAUUGGCUCAAAAACUCCAAGAAUGAUGCACUUGAAAAGUGGGAAUUCAUUGUUGCUGGUGAGGUGCGCCAGAAACAAAAGGCCAUUUUGGGCACUGAAAAUAAGCAGCAGUUGCCAAGAUUCAAAUCUCUUUACAUGCAGAGUACAAGGUUCUGUGACUUACGUUUCCACCUCGGUGCUGGGUAUCUUUACUGUCAUCAGGGGAACUGCAGGCAUCUAAUCGUAUUACGGGACAUGAGGCUUAUACAUCCGGAGGACAUACAGAACCGAUCGGCUUAUCCACUUAUCACGUAUCAGCCAAAGCUGGCGUUCAAGAAAUGCUCCGUUUGCAAAAUUUACAGGGCAGAUAAAGUGACUGUGGAUGAUAAGUGGGCCUCAGAAAAUCCCUGUUAUUUCUGUGAUAUUUGUUAUUAUAUGCUUCACUAUGAAGGUGGGUCUUUGCUUUAUAGUGACUUCAUUGUCUAUGACUAUCAUCAUGAGUAAUUGUUAUUAUAUGCUUCACUAUGUAAUGAGUAUUUUAUUUAUGCAGUACUAGUUUUCGUUUA